AAUCCCACAGACUACAGCAAUGUGCGGAUAAACCAAAAUUUUUAACUAUACAAAUCAAAUAAUUAAAUUUCGAUAUAAACUAAGGUCAAGAUGGCACACGCAUUCUGCGCUCCCGCGAACGUCAUCGUCCCAGCGUCACGUACCGCAGUAGCCCACCACCGUCCGUCACCAAACAUUCACUUACUUCCACCAACGAACCAUCGCCGGCAGCUGACGUCACGGCCACUAAAAACAACGCCAAUCAGAAGCAGCGCUAAUUCUGCAUUUGAUCUUAAAGGUGGCAAAGGAAUGAGUAGAUUUCAUGAGAUAGAACUUAGUGUUCGAGAUUACGAAUUAGAUCAGUAUGGAGUUGUGAACAAUGCUGUGUUUGCAAAUUAUUGUCAACAUGCUCGUCAUCAACUUAUGGAUAAGAUUGGUGUAAGUAUUGAUUGGAUUGCUCAGAGUGGUAAUGCUGUAGCAUUGUCCGAAUUGUCCCUCAAGUAUCUUGCACCUCUGAGGAUUGGCGAUAGAUUUACCAUGAAAGUGAGAAUAUCUGACUCUUCCGCUGCACGUCUAUACUUUGAACACUUCAUUACCAAGAUCCCUACUGAAGAGCCAAUUUUGGAGGCGCGGGCAACUGUAGUUUGGCUUGACAAAAACUACCGUCCAGUUCGUAUUCCAUCAGAGGUGAGAUCCAAACUAGUCCAGUACCUUCGUCAUGAGGAGUCCAACUGAUGUAUGAAUGUAUCACGGAUCAUCAUUUUUUGGGGUGGGCGACCAUUUGAGAUAUUUUACAUGAUAAUGAGCAACAAUAGUAGGUGAUAUUCUAUAUUCACAACAAAACUUAGCUAUACAUAACAAAGACAUCCUUUUGGCGUUUAAAUAAAUUAGUACCAACCCUCGGUUUCAAACUGAAGCCAUGGAGACUUAUAAGUGAAACUUCUACCAAUAGUUAUAGAACAGGGUUGGUAACAAAGACAUUCCUUAGUAGUACAUUGCACGAUGUAGAAUUAUGUAAUGCAAAAUAUUGUUGUAUAUGGCUAACUCUUGUUGUGUACAAAUCACUUCCGAUCAUCUGACAUAGUGUACGAAAUGUAAGUUUCAUCCUCUAUUCGUGUUUUGUUAUAAUUUUGUUAUUUGUUCUCAAAGGAUGCUUUCAUGAUUUAUGUAGUAGAAGUAGAUAUUGUGUGUGAA
Erigeron canadensis is the source of this 1173-nucleotide messenger RNA. RefSeq names its product acyl-acyl carrier protein thioesterase ATL3, chloroplastic-like. Bases 91 to 714 code for a protein of 207 amino acids. Gene Ontology annotation, molecular function: fatty acyl-[ACP] hydrolase activity. Lineage: Eukaryota; Viridiplantae; Streptophyta; Magnoliopsida; Asterales; Asteraceae. Gene Ontology annotation, cellular component: chloroplast. The record is from RefSeq and is a predicted model, not a curated record. The transcript has 5 exons.